GAAAGCCCAGCAGGCACAAGAUCCAGAUUUAGAACAGCAACAUGACGGAGAGCUGACACCGAGAAAUGAGGCGUCAACGGAUGGGGAGGCAGGGGUGGGAGCGUCAGAUGAGCGACAUUCGAAGGAGCUGCAAAAAGAGGAGAUCGAGGUUACGCUAGAAGGGCAGGAAGAUCCCCUCAACUGGAGCAAGUUUAAGAAAUGGCGUAUCGUACUCGUCAUCUGCAGCGCAGCGCUCUGUGUGACUUGCGCUAGCUCGCUCUCCAGCUCGACAUAUGCAGGCAUGGAAGAGUCAUUCGGCAUCAGCAUGGAGGUCGCAAUUCUCACCGUGUCAUUAUACGUCGAAGGGCUAGGAGUAGGUCCGCUGCUGCUGGGGCCAUUGUCGGAAUUCUUCGGCCGGAACGACGUCUACCUCAUCUCCUUCGUCUGUUUUCUCCUGCUCAACCUCCCUGUCGCAUUCGCCAACUCCGCCCCUCUCCACCUUAUCUUCCGGUUCAUCACCGGUUUCUCCGGCGCGGCGUUCAUGUCGGUCGCAGGGGGCACAGUGAGCGACAUGUUUGCGCCCAACGCGGUCGCGCAUCCUAUGGCGGUGUAUACUGCCAGCCCGUUCUUGGGACCUGUGGUGGGCCCGCUUGUGGCGGGGUUCAUUAAUCAGAAUACGAAUUGGAGGUGGACGUACUACGUCGUCCUUAUAUGGACUGCUGUGGAGAUUGGGCUCCUCCUGUUGCUGGUGCCAGAGACCUUCAGGCCCGUUCUACUGAAGCACAAAGCCCGGCGCUUGAGGAAGGAAACGGGCGACAGCAGAUAUUUCGCGCCUAUCGAGAAGAGCAACAAGUCCAUCCUGGCGACCGUCGCUCGCUCAUGCUACACGCCCUUCAACAUCCUCUUCCACGAGCCCAUGGCCCUUCUGCUGAACACAUGGACAUCAUUGCUACUCGGCAUCCUCUACCUCUUCUUCAACGCAUUCCCCAUCGUCUUCCGGGACGGGCACGGCUUCUCGCUCCAAGAAACCGGGCUCACGUUCAUCGGUAUGGGGAUAGGGAUCGUCUUCGGUACCUCAACCCAAUUCUUUAUCUGGGGUCCGAUAGACCAACGCGAAUGGAAACGAUACGGCGGGCCUCCUCCUCCCGAAACAAGACUCUACAUCGGUAUGGCCGGGGCGAUCACGGUGCCUAUCGGUCUCUUCUGGUUCGCGUUUACCACCUACCCAAGUGUGCACUGGAUCGUCCCUAUCCUGGGAAGUAUCCCCUUCGGGUGCGGAGUGAUCUGGGUCUUCACUUCCGUGUUCACGUUUCUCGUCACUACCUACAGACCAGUGGCGGCGAGCGCGAUGGCAAGUAAUAGCUUUAUGCGCUCGGCGUUCGCUGCUGUCUUCCCCCUGUUCUCGACGUACAUGUAUGCCCAGCUGGGCACUGUAGGCGCCAGCGCGCUCCUCGCGGGGUUAACGCUGCUCAUGGCACCGCUGCCUUUCGUGUUCUAUAAGAUUGGUCCUCGGAUAAGACAGAAGAGCCGGUUCUCGAACAAUGCUGCUUAGAAGGAAAUAGAAAGGAUGGGAACGUGUUGGGACAGAUAGAUGGAUCACGCACUUACGAUACCCGGGUCAAAUGUACCUCUAAUUG
Molecule: messenger RNA, 1616 nt
Organism: Dacryopinax primogenitus
Lineage: Eukaryota; Fungi; Basidiomycota; Dacrymycetes; Dacrymycetales; Dacrymycetaceae
Product: MFS general substrate transporter
Exons: 4
Coding region: 281-1531 (416 amino acids)
Biological process (GO): transmembrane transport
Molecular function (GO): transmembrane transporter activity
Source: RefSeq, a predicted model, not a curated record